CCAAAACAUUUUUUAUCUAUAUAUAGAGUUGCUUAUUCUUGUCAUUUUGAAAUACUAAUCUCAUACAUUGCAUACAUCUUCGUUAGCAAUGGCUCCGAUUAUUAUCUUAAUUCUAACCAUUUUUUUGAGUUCCAGAACUUCAGGAGCCACAUCUCGUGGUGACCUCUUUGAAGCUUCCGCCAUAGAGAAACAUGAGCAAUGGAUGACUCGAUUCCAACGUGUUUACCCCGAUGAAUCAGAAAAGAGAAAUAGGUUUGAAGUCUUCAAGAAGAACUUGGAGUUUGUCCAGCGCUUCAACAUGAAUAAGAACGUAACAUACAAGUUGGAUGUCAACGAGUUCUCGGAUCUCACUGAUGAAGAAUUUCAGGCGACACUCACGGGACUAGUUGUGCCCGAGGAUAUAUACCGAAUGUCAACAGAGAAGUCUGUCAACAUAGUGCCGUUUAAAUAUGGGAACGUUAGCAAUCUUGGCGAAAGCAUGGAUUGGAGACAGGAAGGGGCCGUAACGCCCGUUAAGUAUCAAGGCGCAUGCGGAGGUUGCUGGGCAUUUUCUGCCGUGGCCGCAGUGGAAGGCAUUACAAGGAUAACCAAAGGCAGGCUUGUAACGUUAUCGGAGCAACAACUCUUAGACUGUGCCACAGACUACAAUCAAGGAUGUAGCGGAGGGAUAAUGUCAAAAGCUUUCGAGUACAUAAUCAAAAACCAAGGCAUUACAACUGAGGAUAACUACCCAUACCAAGAAUCACAACAAACAUGUCAUCAGAGCACUCAAUCAUUGGCUUUCCCGGCUGCCACAAUCAGCGGAUAUGAGACGGUUCCUAUGAAUAACGAGGAAGCAUUGCUACAAGCGGUGUCUCAACAGCCUGUUUCUGUGGGGAUAGAGGGAACUGGAGCUGCAUUUAGGCACUACUCGGGAGGGAUAUUCGAUGGAGAGUGUGGGACGGAUUUGCAUCAUGCUGUCACGAUUGUUGGUUACGGAGUGAGUGAAGAAGGGACUAAAUAUUGGGUGGUGAAGAAUUCAUGGGGAGAAACUUGGGGAGAAGCUGGGUACAUGCGGAUCAAGAGAGAUGUGAAUGCACCCGAAGGAAUGUGUGGUUUGGCCAUGUAUGCUUACUAUCCACUUGCUUGAAUAUGUGCAGAUCAAUAGGUGCAUUUCAACUAAUUGAAAACUAAAUGUAUGGAACAUUAUUGCGCCUACAAUUUUCGUGCAAAUGGAUUUACCUUUUUGGACUUAUGAGUAAAGAAUAAAAACACUGAUCAUAUAUAUC
Eruca vesicaria subsp. sativa (arugula) is the source of this 1268-nucleotide messenger RNA. The record is from the annotation of a GenBank genome assembly. NCBI's taxonomy places the organism in Eukaryota, Viridiplantae, Streptophyta, Magnoliopsida, Brassicales, Brassicaceae.